AUGUCUCUCAUCUCUCUUGUUCCGUUCUCAUUCAGAAGCCGGCACGCCCCUGCAAUUCAGGUCCGCUUCCCUAGGGAGUUUGCUGGCCAAGACCCUUGCUGCAAUUCCCACAUCCCUCUCCAUCUCCUUCGGCCAGAACGCAUGUGCAGUACGUACUGGGAUAUGGAUCUGGGAAGUGGGCGAGCUAGCACCAACGCUUGCACCGGUAUCAACACCAGUGCUAAUGCAGAAACGACGCUAGUACUAGAUGCCAAGGUCAUGGAUCAGGCCCACCACACCCUUUCAGUCCAAGUUCAAGCUCUGCUUCCGCGAAAGCCCCAGGGGUAA
Molecule: messenger RNA, 327 nt
Organism: Fusarium odoratissimum NRRL 54006
Lineage: Eukaryota; Fungi; Ascomycota; Sordariomycetes; Hypocreales; Nectriaceae
Exons: 1
Coding region: 1-327 (108 amino acids)
Source: RefSeq, a predicted model, not a curated record